GAGGAAGCUCAAUCAAAGAUUGCUGGUGAUGUGUCUCGUAGCACCCUACAAGGUUCACACAGCCACUGAGAUUGCCAAAAGGUCUCGUUGUCACCUGGUUUCCGAGAUAAGUUGCUCCAGCCUUACCAGCAACAUCUGCCUCUUUUCUCAUUGGGCAAUCAAUCAUGAGCCGGGCAGUCCUUUUUUGAGGCUCAGCGCCACGGAUGCCACAUACUAACCCCCAAGUUGAUCGAAGUGCCAGCCUUCGUGGUUCGCACUCUCUACUUUCUCCCUUCCUUCUUCGAGCCCCUUACUACCUUUCCUUUGCCUUCAGUGACCCUUCACCAAGACUUCUAUACCCCGCCACGUCCGACUUAUGCUAUGUAUACACAACGCCAGGAUCAGCACGUGGACUCCGUGGAUAUUUUCUUGGUGACAAUCCAAAGAUCGAUUUAAAUCCACCAACUAGAGCUCCUCCAUCACAGCCGUAUCCACAUUCAGACGUCAGCCCUGGAGAUCCCAGCCUUUUGGCCAUCAAAGAUGGAGGAUCGGUCAAGUCUCCACGCCGUUCUUCUGCGUCGACUUCAAGGUAUGAGGAACAUGGUGUCAUAGACAAGUCAGAUUACACCCCAGUUCUUCAAGGUCUCCAAUUCAACUCCGUAAGCAUCACGACCGAUCGUACGACCAACACGGGACCAGCAGAGCUUGAUGGUACCCCGACCCUUCCCUCCAAGCAUGGUAACGCUUCACGGUGCUAUGGCCAAGUUGAAUCCGAGGCGGAUCGAAUCCGCCGUGCACGUAAGAGCCAGAUGGAAGCAAUGGCAUUGGCCCGAGGACAACAGCGCAUUGCAGCAACCCCAAUGCCAAACACUGCUGAACAGAUUAGGCUCGAUGAGCGACUGGCGACACAAUUCAGCUUGGAAGAAAUGGCGUCCUUUCCGACUGUUGACAUCUCUCGCCAGCAUGAUGACAUCCCUUUUGAUCGUAGCUCUCCCGAAACGUAUCAGAUACCGCUGCCACCUCUUCCCUCUGUGUACAGCAAUUUCCAGAGUCAGAGGAACAACACACCGGAUACGGUGACCUUGGGUGGUUCAUCCAUGUACACUCCAAAUGUCAACGAUUCUCCCACCGUUGGGAGAGCGACUCUCAAUGUAACCACAUCCACCCGGCAACAACAGAGCCCUGAUCCUCACUUCAGGACCUUUCUAGGCAAGUCUCCAGACGAGCAUAUCAGCAAACCGUCGAACCUCCCUAAAAAUGACAGAUUAGAAAACGACAAAGGGGUAAACUCGUCAUCUUCUCCCCGAAACCCCGAAAACCCCCUUUCAUAUACAGCGUUCUGCGACCAAUGUGAGUUGGAACGAGAAGACGUAUCCUUUUGCCCAGUCUGCUCCUUUAACUAUUGUGCCGAACACUGGGACAGCCAAAUGCUGCACCGAUCAAGACGGCCAACCACUGGCAUCCCCCACGAGAAAACGAAUCCCCAUGUCGCAACGCAGAUCCUUUCCAUUAUCGAGCCGUGCAGCGACGAAGUGCUUCAAGAAAGCCUUCACCGAGCCGAUGAAGAGACUACAUGGUUCGGUGUUCUCCCAGACCAGGCGGGCCGGCUCUCACUUCAUGAUUUCGGAAGGUACGAAGAUUUUCUGUCUGAGUCUACAUUCAGCCCUAGGUCCGGACAGUAUCCUAGUCUGAUUUCAUUCAUUGGCAAAACUGGCGCCGGCAAGAGCACUAUUGUCAAAGGCCUAGUACAGUUGUUUUCGGCCAGCAUACAAUCAGGAAUGCCACAGACCCCUGUCGUCGGUAUGCCACAGCAUCAAGAAAUACCAACAAGCGGCGAGGUUCAUUUGUUCUGGGAUCCUGUUUCGCUCCACACCAACAGACCAAUGCUAUACGCAGACUGCGAAGGUCUCGGCGCUGGUAGCCAGGAACCAAUGUCAGCCCGCGCAACAGCCAAUGGAUCGGGAGUGAACGUCAACCGGUCGAAUCAAUAUCUUGAUACGUCUCUACACCGUGUCAUGCAGUCAGGCAUGCCGGGCUCAUUGAACACGCCACCUGGAUGGGCUUCUGCAUCUGGCAAAAACUUUCGAGGUGUGACCAGAGCGAUAACCUGGGCACAGACUCAAGGUCAACAUAAUCGCGAAUUCAUUGUCGAGAAUCUUUACCCCAGGCUUCUUUAUACCUUCUCAGACAUUGGAGAAAUCCAACGUUUGAUCAAGUGGGCUGCAUCGGCCAUCGAGAAAUCAUCCAAUCAGCCAAUUUUACCUUUCGCCAUCAUCAUUAUCAAUGCAGUAGAUUCUCAAACUGAUAGAAAUCUCUACGAUGUGGGCAAUGCUACUCAGAAGUUGUUAGACGGUUUAUCACAAGCCAUCCAUCAAAACCCAGAAUUCCGAAACUGGGCGUCCUUCUGGAGAGAAAAUUUUGAGCAAGAUAUCGACACGACAAAGGAGCUUCUCCUUAGGUACUAUACAGACUUUAGAGUUGUCUUCGUGCCAGAGAAGGGCCAGCCUGCCUUAGUAUUCCAGCAGUACCAAGCUCUACGCAACGAGAUCCAGAGCGCCGUUUCUAGGAGUCAGUCUCGAAGGCUCAAUGCUCGACUUUUACUCAACUCGGAGCAACUAAACCCCUAUCUCCAAUUUGCGUUCGAACACUUUUCGAGAACGCUCGAAACACCGUUCGAUUUUGUCAGAACAUCGUCUGCAUUCGAAGAAUUCAACUCGAACUCGAGUCCAGUCUUGUGUCUUGUCAAGGCGUAUACCGCUGCUUUCCAGGCUGGCUCUGGUUGUCUCGACAUUUUCGUCAGCAUCUCUCCUCUGGUAGGAUCGGCAAUAAUUCUGGAUAUGGCUCGAAGGGAAUUACCUGGAUCUCCGAAUGCCAAUUUUCCGCGCUACGUGCAGCAACUUAAGCAAGCCAUGAGAUCUUUUCGAGACGAAGAAUGGCCUUGUGAAGCGCGUCACCCCAAAUCGGGAGAGCGAUGCAUUGUCGUACUGGCACGCCACAAUACCGUAGGCCACCAGCUUGCUGAUGGGAGAAUUGAGCAGGAUAUUGAUCCAGAGUCGGUGUUCAUCGACGCUGUAUAUGACAUACUUCUCAAGCUCUACCGGGUCCUCAUGUCAAGCACCCGUGAAAGAGGUCUAUCGAGCCCAAUAGCCGAGAAACAGAUUGCCUUUGAGAAUCAUCAUCGCCUAACCAUCCAAGGAGAAACAUGCGAGUUCUUCAGGGAUGAAAAGCUUCUACAAAGUCAAAUUAUCUGCUUAUGUUGCAUUUUUGGCCUACCCAGUCAUCCUUUGCUCUGCGGGCAUGUUCUGUGCGAUCAAUGCUUCUUAGCACAUGGCAAAUUUGUCGGCGAGAAUGUUCUUCAAAUUGUCUCGUGCCCAAUUUGCCUCAAAUCCUGGAACCAUGGUCGUGACGUUGUCAAGAUUACGCGAAAACCUCCCUCAGCAGGCCUGAGAAUUCUUUCUCUAGACGGAGGCGGCAUCCGAGCUUUGGUAGAUCCCGUAAUCUUGGGUAUCAUCGAGGACAAAAUCGGCAUGAAUAUCCCGAUCCAAGAAUUCUUCGAUCUCAUUGUCGGUACGAGUGGAGGGGGAAUCGUUGCCCUGGCUAUCGGAGAGAAAGAUAUGAGCGUCGCUGCCGCGACAGACAUGUUUAAAGUCUUCGCAGGACGAGCGUUCAGUCGUCGCAGAGGGUCAAGGCUUCCCCUGAUUGGACGAAUCAUCCAGUUGAAGUAUCAGUCACAAUAUCACACCCAAGGUCUUGAAAAGUCUUUGAAGGAGAGCUUCGGAACAGAGUAUCUAUUCGGCGGGCCGCGAACUACUCAAUCGUCAUCACGCUGCAAAGUCGCGGUCACCACUACUGACACCAGCGGGGAAGCUCGCCUCCUUGCAAAUUACAACCGUGCAGGCCAACCCAACACCCCGUACAUCUUGCAACGAUUUGAUAAGCUGGCUCAAGAAGUGAAAAUCUGGGAAGCUGGACGAGCCACUUCCGCUGCUCCUGGGUACUUCAAAGGCCUUUACCUAUCCUCAAACGGGCAUACUUAUUGGGAUGGCGCUCCGAAGUUCAACAACCCAAUUCUUGCCGCUGAUCUAGAACGUCAACAAAUCUGGCCUGAAUCGAGAAAUCAGCUGCCAGACAUUAUGCUGUCCCUUGGGACUGGGUUCUUUCCGGACAGUCGGACCCAACGCGGCGAAGCGGGUCCUUGA
Messenger RNA from Exophiala mesophila, 4178 nucleotides. RefSeq lists its product as uncharacterized. Gene Ontology annotation, biological process: arachidonate metabolic process. The record is from RefSeq and is a predicted model, not a curated record. Bases 204 to 4178 code for a protein of 1324 amino acids. Lineage: Eukaryota; Fungi; Ascomycota; Eurotiomycetes; Chaetothyriales; Herpotrichiellaceae. Gene Ontology annotation, cellular component: membrane. The transcript has 8 exons.